GUUCCCGAGCUCGUGAAAUCCAAACGGCCGCGACCAAACACGACGUCGCCCGCGCGAGACCACCCUCCCUCCUUCCGCCGCCGAUCGCCGACGGGAAAGGCCAGAAGGCCUCGCGCGCCUCGCGCUCACCAGACGCGGCCACGGCACCGCCGGGCGCCGCCGCCGCCGCCAAGGGGAAAGGCUCCUCGCCGUCACCGCCGCCUCCGAGGUCCCGUCGCACCACGGCCGUAGUCGCGAUGGCCGCGUCCCUCCUCGCGCUCGCCGUGGCGCUCCUCCUCGGCGCCAGCUCCCGGGUCGACAACGGCGCGGCCGCCGCCCCCGUGACUGAAGAGGGGCUCGAGAUUACGUACGGGAGCACGUUGAAGCUGAUGCACGAUAAGACGAAGGUGAGGCUGCACUCGCACGACGUGGCCUACGGCUCCGGCAGCGGCCAGCAGUCCGUCACCGGCUUUCCCCAAACAGACGACUCCAAUAGCUACUGGAUUGUGAAACCUACUCUUGAUUCAUCAGCUAAACAAGGUGAUGCCAUUGAAACUGGAAGCAUCGUCAGGUUGCAACACAUGAGGACAAGGAGAUGGUUGCAUAGCCACUUGCAUGCUUCACCGUUAUCUGGUAACCUAGAGGUUAGCUGUUUUGGAGACGAUGGGCAAUCAGAUACCGGCGACUAUUGGAUGCUAGAAAUUGAGGGAAAGGAUAAGGUAUGGAAGCGGGAUCAGAAAGUAAGACUACGACAUGUUGAUACUGGAGGCUAUCUGCACAGUCACAACAAGAAGUACAACAGGCUUGGGGGUGGGCAGCAGGAGGUCUGUGGUGUCCGAGACAAGCGAGCUGAGAAUAUUUGGUCGACCGCAGAAGGUGUUUAUCUCCCAGUCAGCGGAAGCAAGUGAAAUCAAGCAUUCUUGUGCGUUUUC
Messenger RNA from Lolium perenne, 911 nucleotides. Its product is annotated as stromal cell-derived factor 2-like protein. The record is from RefSeq and is a predicted model, not a curated record. Lineage: Eukaryota; Viridiplantae; Streptophyta; Magnoliopsida; Poales; Poaceae.